UGGCCCAAAAUCGCGAGUCCAAAUCAAAGGCAUCAUCAGUUACUUGUUUAAGCUUCGCUAAUCACUAUAUCUCCCACCUCCAAUCAAUUCUAUUACUCCUCUUUUUGGCCCUCUUCGAGUUAUCCCUCACUUUCCUCACCAAAAAAUAUCCAAACAACGACCACCGUCCACUGCCGCCGAAGAGGAGAGAGCCCUUUAAAUAAAAAAAUGGACACAAUUCUCCAUACCGAACCUCUAUCUCUCACUCGCUUACGCGCCACUUCGAAUUCCACCGCUUCCAUUCACCAUAUGCCUUGCCAGCUCAUCUUCCGUCCUUUCCACCGCCUCUCCUUUCCUUUAUCCACCGUCAACGCUGGCUCCAGUUCUCGCAGGUCAUCCGCUUUUGUUGUCGCCGCUAGCGGCACUCUCACCGCCAAUUCCGUUUCGCCGAGAGGUGGAGUAUAUACAGUUGGGGAUUUCAUGACGGGAAAAGAGGAUUUGCAUGUUGUAAAGCCAACAACAACUGUUGAUGAAGCACUGGAAGCUCUUGUUGAACACAGAAUCACCGGUUUUCCUGUUAUCGAUGAUGAUUGGAAAUUGGUUGGACUUGUUUCUGAUUAUGACUUGCUAGCAUUGGACUCCAUAUCUGGACGGCGGACUGAGAAUGACCUGUUUCCUGAAGUUGAUAGCACUUGGAAAACUUUCAACGAGAUACAGAAGUUACUCAACAAGACGAAUGGCCAGGUGGUUGGUGAUUUAAUGACACCAGCUCCAUUAGUUGUACGUGAAACAACUAAUCUCGAGGAUGCUGCUAGAUUAUUGCUUGAGACAAAAUACCGCAGACUUCCGGUUGUUGAUGUAGAGGGCAAGCUGGUGGGUAUCAUCACAAGAGGAAAUGUCGUUAGAGCCGCCCUUCAAAUAAAGCGUGAAAUUGAAGGAAAAGCUUAAAACACUCGAGACUUGAGAGGCUUUAUCAUUGAAGGAUAUUCAGGGCGUUGGAUAGGGCAGUGAAGCAAUGAAGUUUUUCCUUUCUCCAUUUAUCAAAGAAAAGUUCGGAGAAAGGUGUGAUUACGUGCUUUUUAUAUGGUCAAUCUUGCCCUGCUUUUGUAUAAUAUUACAUAUAUCAUUUACAUUAUUAACAUUGUUAUAGUUACACAACUAUUUACCAGGAUUGACACAUUGGGAGGGCAGAAGUUUAGCACAAAUUCUUGUCAAUGUUUUCAAUCUAUGUUGCUUUAGACUUUCUCCUUAAAUACGUUCAGUGUUUUUUUUCGACAUAUUCAAAAACAAGUAGAGGUAUGAUUUUUCAAGGACAA
Messenger RNA from Gossypium arboreum, 1295 nucleotides. Its product is annotated as CBS domain-containing protein CBSX1, chloroplastic. The record is from RefSeq and is a predicted model, not a curated record. The transcript is spliced from 8 exons. The coding region runs from base 208 to 927 and encodes 239 amino acids. NCBI's taxonomy places the organism in Eukaryota, Viridiplantae, Streptophyta, Magnoliopsida, Malvales, Malvaceae.